AUGCUUCGGGGGUUGUUUGUGGCGUCUCUUGCAGCCAGCGUGGUGCAUGCGCAGUCCUAUUCGGGAUGUCACACCCAUGGCAGCGUGGAAUACUGCUAUGGAGCCGAUGGUGAAGAGACCCCUAUCACUACACAUGCACAGGCGACGGCUACGUCCGUGUCUGCUACUACGACUUCAUCGGCACAGUCAUCCGCAGUGACGGGCUGUCAUAACCAUGGUAGCGACGUUUACUGCAUUAAUGGCGAAGGAAACGAAGUGCAGGUAUCAUUGACCGGGACCCCAACUGGGGAGUUGCCAGCACAGUAUACCGGUUGCCACUCCCGUGGUAGCUCACAGUACUGCAUGGACGCAGACGGAAACGAUGUGCAGAUUCUGGAAGAGGGAGAAACCGGAGACGCACAAGACGAUAGUAGCGAGUCCACCAGUUCCUCCAGCGGCGAACAAAACUGUCAUUUCCAUGCCGGUGUUGAACACUGCGUCGGCGCAGGCGAGUCGGAAGGCUCGAGCGAGGCCUCCUGCGGUGUCCGGAGUCGUGACUAUGAUAUGCCACUGCGCAUUGGAACAUUAUUCGUGAUCCUUGUUACCAGUGCCCUUGGUGUCUUCCUUCCGAUGUUACUGCUCAAACUUCCCUUUCCCACGAUCAAUACCAUGGCAUCGACUGUUAUCAAGCAAUUUGGUACUGGGGUGAUCCUGUCCACCGCAUUCGUUCAUCUAUACACCCACGCCAACCUUAUGUUCACGAACGAGUGUCUCGGCGAGCUCGAGUACGAAGCCACCACAUCUGCCGUCGUGAUGGCUGGUAUCUUCCUUUCCUUCCUGACCGAAUACAUCGGCCAUCGUUUCAUCGCCGCCCGUGCAAGUAAAUCGGCUCCGGAAUGCUGCGAGGACACCCCACCGACCAAUGUGUCCACAACUCCAAAAGAAAACACAGCACAACGGACGAUGCAGCUCGCCCAGCUAAGCCACAGCCACGGCACUGACGGUACCAGUCCUAACACGAAGCUGUCGGUCAUGGUCAUGGAAGCAGGUGUGAUCUUCCACAGUAUCCUGAUCGGUCUGACGCUGGUUGUCGCGGGCGACUCCUUUUAUAAAACCUUGUUGGUGGUUAUUGUGUUUCACCAAUUCUUCGAAGGUCUGGCUCUCGGGGCACGCAUCGCGUUGCUUCCGGGUCGCAUCUUCCCUAGUAAAGCCGUGAUGGCGGGUACUUUUGCGCUGAUUACUCCGAUCGGAAUGGCGAUCGGAAUGGGAGUGCUGCACUCAUUCAAUGGUAACGAGAGGAGCACCCUGAUCGCACUGGGAACACUGGACGCUUUGUCGGCUGGUAUUCUGGUGUGGGUGGGUGUUGUGGAUAUGUGGGCGAGAGACUGGGUGAUGGAAGGAGGCGAGUUGCUGGAUGCGCCCUUGGUUAGAGUGUUGGUGGGAGGAGUGGCUUUGAUAGCCGGUAUGGUCCUGAUGGGCGUGUUGGGCAAGUGGGCCUAA
Molecule: messenger RNA, 1479 nt
Organism: Aspergillus caelatus
Lineage: Eukaryota; Fungi; Ascomycota; Eurotiomycetes; Eurotiales; Aspergillaceae
Gene: zrfC
Product: putative ZIP Zinc transporter
Exons: 4
Coding region: 1-1479 (492 amino acids)
Biological process (GO): zinc ion transmembrane transport
Cellular component (GO): plasma membrane
Molecular function (GO): zinc ion transmembrane transporter activity
Source: RefSeq, a predicted model, not a curated record